Molecule: messenger RNA, 1551 nt
Organism: Penicillium waksmanii
Lineage: Eukaryota; Fungi; Ascomycota; Eurotiomycetes; Eurotiales; Aspergillaceae
Product: sugar porter family MFS transporter
Exons: 5
Coding region: 1-1551 (516 amino acids)
Biological process (GO): transmembrane transport; carbohydrate transport
Cellular component (GO): membrane
Molecular function (GO): carbohydrate:proton symporter activity
Source: RefSeq, a predicted model, not a curated record
AUGGGUAUCACUACACUUAGAGGGAAAUCCCUCGGCCGUGUCAUUGGUCUUGUUGGCGCGGUCGGUUUCGUGCUACAAGGUUAUGACCAGGCUGUCGCUAAUGGCUUACUGACAUUGGGAUCUUUUAUUGCUAUUUUCCCUCAAAUCGAUACAGUCAAUACUCAUGGUAGCCAGAAAUCGCACAACUCUACUAUUCAAGGAACAACGGUCGCGAUCUAUGAAGUCGGCUGCGCUUUGGGUGCCCUGGGCUGCGUGUUUUUGGGCGACAAACUCGGUCGUCGCAAAACGAUCUUUCUUGCGGGAUGCGUUGCCUUGGUUGGAAUCGUUAUUCAAGCAAGCCCCUUUGCGUUGGGACAGUUGAUUUCUGGACGGGUUAUUACUGGCUUGGGUGUCGGUGGAUUCACCGCGACAAUCCCUAUGUAUGUUUCUGAGUCUUCUGGGGCAGAGGCUCGAGGACGCAUGGUUCUUUUAGAAGGGUGGUUUGCUAUCGGUGGUAUCGUCCUUGCAACUUGGUUAGAAUUUGGAUUAUACUACGUCAGCGAUAACUCAGUGAGCUGGCGCUUCCCCAUCGCCUUCCAGGGCAUUUUUGCCCUCGUGGUUGUCUCGUGUAUCCUAUUUUUGCCCGAGUCUCCUCGAUGGCUUGCUCGCGUUGGCCGUAUGGAAGAAGCGGCCAAGGUUCUCUCACGGAUGGAAGAUGUGCCAGUGGAAUCGGAACACGUUGCGCAAGAGCUGGAGAUCAUCAAGCAAUCUCUUUUCCUGGAUGCAACGGACGAAUCGACGGUUUCGACUUCGCCUUUUGCUUUGACGAAUAAUCGUCAUUUGCACCGAACGGCUAUUGCUGUUGGAGUCAAUAUUCUCGCCCAGAUGACGGGUGUUAAUAUCAUUACGUUCUAUUCUGAUACUAUCUUCGAGUCCGAUUUGGGAUACUCAGGUACAAUCUCCCGCAUCAUAACAGGCUGUCUACAAAUCUGGCAAUUCAUAGCCGCCGGUAUAGCAGUGCUAUUAAUCGACCGAGUCGGACGUCGACCAUUACUCCUCACAGCCGCCGCCGGCAUGACAAUUGCCCAGACAUGCCUAGCAGGUCUUUCAAGCGAUCUUUCCAACGAAUCCGCCGCAGGCGCUUCAAUCCUAUUCUAUUUCAUGGCACUAUUCUGCUUCCCGAUCGGUCUAUUUUUGGUACCAUUCAUGUACGCCGCUGAAAUCGCACCCUUACGCACUCGCGCCAAAGUCACCGCUAUGUCCGCCGCGGCAAAUUGGCUCUUCAAUUUCCUUCUCGCGGAAGUGACGCCGAUUGGAUUUGCUAGUAUUCAAUGGCGGUAUUAUAUUAUAUACGCUUGUAUUAGUGCUUUCGCGUUUAUCUUCUUCUAUCUUUUCUGUCCGGAGACUAAGGGCCGCACGCUAGAGGAGAUUGAUGAUAUUUUCGUUCAGUCUAAUUCUGUUUUUGACCCUGUGAGAAUUGCUAGGGAAAUCCCCUUCCAGACUGAGCUUUUGGCUCAUAUUGAUGAUACUGAGAAGGUUGGGGCGAAGGAUGAGUGUGUUGAGAAUGCGUGA